UUUGCCCUGCAAAAUCUGACGUUUGGACCAAAAAUGUCCCACUUUGGGCAUUUGAAAAGGUGGCAACCCUAGUUCCUUGCUGCCUAAAGCCAGUCACGGUUAUACGCUUGUCUUUUCAGUUUAAUAUCACAUGACUUAAGUUUCGAUUUGCCCAUAACCGGAACUGAAACGCAUCAAAAAAUGGCCAGUUCUCAUUUGCAGUCUGCGGACUUUAUGGAGGAAUUAAUUUGUUCAGUUUGUUUGGAACUCUUUAUACAGCCAGUGAUUUUGGAGUGUGGACACAACUACUGCAAGACCUGUAUUGACAAUGUUUGGGAGAGUGAAGGCACUCCCAAGUGCCCAGAGUGUCGAGCUCCUAAUCCUGGAAAGAAGUACACCCUUAAUCGAUUAUUGUCUAGACUGGUAGAAAAAACACAAAGUCUUGAUCUCGAAGACCGCUUGAGUCCAACGUUAGCAAGCCCACCUGCUAAUGUGAGCAGAGACGUCCAACUAUGUGACGCGCAUGGAGAAGGAAUGAAACUUUUCUGUGAGGACUGUCGCUGUCCAGCAUGUCUUGUUUGUAAAGGCUCCAUAAAACACAGAGGUCACAGUUUCUUGCCACUUCAGGAAGCAGAACAGCUUCAACGACAAAAAUACGAG
Messenger RNA from Protopterus annectens (West African lungfish), 639 nucleotides. RefSeq names its product nuclear factor 7, brain-like. NCBI's taxonomy places the organism in Eukaryota, Metazoa, Chordata, Ceratodontiformes, Protopteridae. Gene Ontology annotation, molecular function: zinc ion binding. The record is from RefSeq and is a predicted model, not a curated record.